AUGAAUGUACAAGUCAAGGAAGAUUACUCCAGAUCUUCUAGAAGAUUCCAAUUACUUAACAACUGGCAAAUUGUUUCUUGGUAUGUAUAGAUGCACCUGUUGCAGAAAAAAAAAAACGUUUAGUAGCUUAUUCUUAAGAUUGCAUGAGGACACUAUUGCUGUAUGAGUUGUAUUUAGUUUUCUGGUCACGUACGCUACAACACUGCUUUCCUACAACGUUUAACUGUUGAUAAUUAUUUGUAUCAUGUUCACUCAAUGUUUCUAAUGGGAAACGGAUGCAAGAAGAAUUAAGACCAAUUAAGAUUCCCGCCCAUUUCAUAUUUCUAGAAAUUUUAUUGAGCUGCUUUAAUCAUCCCACACAACUCGUAACAACGUAGUUCUCGUCAGGACAAACUGCAGCUCCCAAUCUUCGCACCACCACUUUCUCGCUCAAUUUGAAAAACUCUACAUGUUAAUAGCAAAAAGGAAACAAAGAAUACCUUAAAUAGCCCCACAUGAUAUUGCUUCGGGCAGUGCUAGGACAAUGUUGGUGAUUGUUGGCAGAGAGCCAUAUCUGCUCUGUUCAUAGAAAAAGAAGACCAGCUAGGAUGUGAAUUUGUAGCAAAGUGUUUGCCUGAUGUAUAUAUUUCUUUUUUUAUUUUGGCAAAGCGACUCACUUGAAUGAGUUUUUAUUCUAGGCAAAGCUUUGAAAAGGCUCCCAGAUGUGUCUAAUGGUCUAGUUCAUCCAUUAACAUGUUUCAGUAAACUGUAAACCAGAAUGACAACUUAAUUGUAAUGAUGUGAUAUUGAAGGAAAAUUAACUCUGUUCUUGUCUCGAAAUAAGCACUUUCCGAGAUUGAAGGUAUUAACUAUAUUGUUUUUGUUUAUGAAACCCGAAGGCUAUUAAGAGGCUGAGAGAGGGCCAAGGUUACCACAAUGCAUUUUUGUAACUAUCCCUGUUCGUUCAAUUCAAGACCUAGAAAGCAAUGAGAAAACUUAUUUCACCUCGUAAUUCGUGGAAUGUAGGAUACGCAUGCGUUAAAAGGAAAUCAAACCUUUAGCUUAGUUGCAGUCAUAUUAAAAUCAACUAAGUGUGCCGGGAGCAAGAUAUUUCUUGUGACGUUUUCAGCCAACACAAACAUUGCCAUUUACGCGGUGGUCUAUAUUCACUUACACCCUUUCCAAAGAAAGACGCGACUAAAUGUUUUCCUUUCACAAUCGAAAGCUAUGUUUAAUAGAAGUCGUCACACGCCGAACGUUAAUGACUUUGAUAGAGUAAUUCAAACGAGGCCGUAUAAGGUAGAGUAGUUCAGAUGUCAAACUUUGUCACUUAGGAGCCGAUUUCCAUUGUAAACAGAGAAUCUUUGUUCUCAUUAUGUAUUAGUAAUUACUAAUCAGAAAACAAUUGGCGAAAGGCAAAGGUAGAAAGCGUGUCGCCUUUUGAUUACUUGCCUUUUUCGUAGGCACGAGCUAAAAACGGAAGCUUGGUAAAAAAAAAAUCAGCUUUCACCGCUCGGAGUCUUCUUGUGUAAGUGGGUAAACUAAAUUAUAAGUUAGUGUUAAGUUCCAAGCGGCUUUCCUGAGCAUUUUGAGCCGUACAGGCCACUCUUUUUGGUUUUAAAGACUUCUUGUAAACAAAGCAGGUUCGCUUUAAUUACCAUUGACUUGCGCAGGAUCACCGCCACGAAAGUUGAAUGCUGCUCAGUUAAGUUCCUUAAAAAUACUUCAGUUUGGGGAUUCAUACGUUUGUCCUAUGCCUGAUGUCAAUGUGACCUUCACCAUGCGUACAAUUUUCCACAAAAAUUGAUUAGAAACAUACACUUCAGGUGUUAGCUUUCCCUGUGCCACUUUUUAUUGAGUAUGAGAGCGGCAGCAUUAAUUGCAAGUCGACUCUUUCUCAGGAGCUUCUAAGUUCACAUUCACACUUUCACAGUCUUAGCUACAGGUCAGCCUCAGAUUUUACAUAGGUUAAAGAGGCAUGUUCCUUUCUAAAGUGAAACUAUUUCUAUUUCGUCAGGCCGUUGAAAAUGCUGUUUUCCGUUACACAAGUCAUGGUUGUUGUGUUACUAUUAGCCGCCACCACGGGCAAAUCGACCCACAGACUACAACAACCUUCGGACUGCCGAAAAUCGAAAGGCUACCUCAUCAUGGGGAAGGCCAACUGUAGCUUCAGAAUUACAACUUUUGGUUGUCGAGGCGGCUGCUUGUCGUCGGCGAAACCUUUCAGCUAUGGAACUGGAUUUGCUUCGAGUUGUGGGUGCUGUGCACCUAUCGAAGAUACUAUUGAAGAAAAAACGGUAACCUGUUGGGGGGAAAGGAAAGUGAUUCGCUAUCCAGUGGCAAAAAGAUGUGCCUGCAGAACAUGCAACUGACAGAGUCUCAUUUUGUCUAUUCUUGGUCGAAUUGUAGCUUAAUUCAAAACAGCGACUGAGCAAUAAGUCAUCAAAAGGAAUUUAAGAUAGCAGAUGUAUUUCAGGUUUUGAUGCGUUUCCGAAAGUAACCCCACAACAAGACCUGAAACUUUGUUUAAAAAAAUUCUAUCGACAACAGGUUUAAGGUGAACACUAAUUUAAAAGUUAACGCUGCCGUAUUUAUGGCCAUGUAUUAUAUUUAUGAUUCAUUUUUGUAACCAGCUAUUUGAACGUACAGUUAGCUUACAAUACCUUUAUAAGUGUCAAUCAAGUGCAGAGGAUAUUGUGCUUCGUACCAUUGCACAUUUAAUGAAAACCAACUGGAGAACAACUUACAGAAGAUUAUGCAAUAGUGGUGCAACUUCUCAAUAUGUUGAUGGAAAGCGGUCGCAUAAAAAGCCAUUAAGAGAAAUUGGAGUGAAAAUCAUGCGAUAAUCUCUUCAGGGUAUCACCCAAUAUUAAAUGAGAUAUUUGCGAUUUAAACGGUUUGGCAUCUGUUAAGAUGUUUUUCAUUGGAAAAGGCAAUUAACAUUACUGUGAAAGAGACCAUUUUUGCCUACGGCAAGUUUCGAUUUCACGACCAAUUUACGUAUAUUGUUUUUGUUCGCAAACCUGCGUGAAAUAUCAUCGAUCCAAAAGAAAAAGAGACUGAACAAAAGCAAACACGUUUGGGGACACUAUAAGAUAACAGAGGCGACAGCCUUUUACAUAUGUGCAUAAAAGGGUUGAUUACGUAGGGAUUAUAUGUAUAUAACCUUAAACCUACCACAGGUAAUUGUAAAUAAUCUAAAUAAAUGUUUUCCCAUUAAAUCCUUGUAAUAAGGAAAUUCAGACCUAAUGAAAAUAGUCCGUAAAAUCCCUAGUUAAUGUUUAUUUAAAUGCUUCCUUUGUUUUUGGUUGUAAUGGUAAGCAGCUAUUGGCGAUCAAGAGCCUUCUCUCCACUCUCCCCAAAGUGGCAACUGAAAAUUUUCGCUAAAUCGGAUAUUUGUACCAGCUCCUAGAUUAAUGGCCUUAUUGGGAGGUCUCACAAACUUUCACCCACUGAAAUGCUACUUCAGUCGUGCAGGUGUAUUCUCAGUUAUACCAAAAUGUAUAGAUUUGUUUUCUCGAUGGCCUACAGUAUACCCUGAGUCCUACAGACGCCUGUUUAGAUGAAGACUACGAUAAUUUUCUGCUCAAUAAAGUUUUAAGCUCUCUGAAAACUCCAAGCUUGCAAUUUCUAACGAUAGAAAUCAUUUACCUCAUAGGAAAGAGGAACUAUUACCAUUAUAAUUAAAAUAUAAUCACCUUAACUGGUAUUUGUAUUUAUUGUAUUUCAUUAGCAAAGAAAAAACGGGCGACCGGUAUCUGGUAUAUGUAAAGAAAGCUUCGGAAGAAACACAAUAAAGUGCUACUCUG
Molecule: messenger RNA, 3788 nt
Organism: Pocillopora meandrina
Lineage: Eukaryota; Metazoa; Cnidaria; Anthozoa; Scleractinia; Pocilloporidae
Source: the annotation of a GenBank genome assembly